AUGGGGAGCCUCCCAGGGGACGCAAUCCUCAACAUCCUCUGCCGACUAUCGGUCAAAGAUCUGCUGCGGUACAGGUGCGUUUCCAAGCCCUGGUGCUCCCUAAUCGACGACCCUCAUUUCGUCAGGACGCACCUCGAACACUCCAUGGAAACCGAUUCCAACCUCAGCCUCAUUCGCGGCGACCGAGAGCUCCACUCAAUAGAUGUCGACACUCUCGACUCAGCCAUACGACUUAAUCCCGUCGACGUGUGUGGGGUCGAGAUUUUGGGUUGUUUCAAUGGUUUGCUCGUUCUGACAAAUUCAAUUGGAGAUAUGGCUAUCUGGAACCCAUCCACUAGAAGGUACAAGAUGCUUCUCCUUUCUGAUCUUAUCGAGAACCCAUUUCCGAACGGUAUUAUCGAGUUUGGAAUCGCCGGAUUUGGGUACGACUCUGUGAAUGACGACCAUAAGUUGCUUAGGAUGAUACAUUAUUUUGGGGUGGAUAUUCGAUCUUUCCGCUCUGAGAUCAAGGUUUAUAGCCUAAAAUACAACACUUGGAAGAGGGUUGGUGAUUUUCCCUACCGUGAUGGUUAUAAACAUCAUGGGAUCGGCGUUUUCGUUAGCGGUUCUUUGCAUUGGAUGGUGACCCGGGAGUCCCAAUCCUAUGCUUCCUUCUUCGUUGUCGCUUUUGAUUUUGCUACCGAGGAAUACCGCGAAAUCUCGCUGCCGGAGAAGAAGGCUAGUGAGAAAGAGGCUUUUUACACGAACCUGGCACCACUAGGCGGGUGGCUUUGUAUGGUAUGCAUCUACAGUGGGAAUGAGAAAGCGGACCAUGUUGACAUCUGGGCAAUGAAAGAAUAUGGGGUUAAGGAGUCUUGGACUAAGCUGGUCUCGGUGUUUCCUUCGAGUGUGACUGGCCCUUUCGACUAUGCCACUCCACUUGUGUACUUCAAGAAUGCCCGUCAGCUUCUUUUGGAUCAGGGUGGUGAAAAGUUUAUGUUGUAUGAUCUGAAAAAGAAUACGGCUAAGAGUGUGAUUAAGAUUUCUGACAUUACUAAAUGUUUUGACACUUUUGUUUGUGUGAGAAGUCUUGUGGGACUUGGUGGAGGUAAAAGGGGCAGCAAGGGGAAGAAGGCAGAGGAGAAUGGGAAUAAAAGAAAGAAGCAGGAGCAGCAACUGAGAGGACGUAAGAGGUAA
Molecule: messenger RNA, 1176 nt
Organism: Humulus lupulus (European hop)
Lineage: Eukaryota; Viridiplantae; Streptophyta; Magnoliopsida; Rosales; Cannabaceae
Product: F-box protein CPR1-like
Exons: 1
Coding region: 1-1176 (391 amino acids)
Molecular function (GO): protein binding
Source: RefSeq, a predicted model, not a curated record